UCUAAAACCCAAGUAAAAAGUCAAGGGGCCUUUAACUUUGGUUUUGUGUUAUUUUGAAGGAUUAUUACGCAUGUAUUUCUGCAUUCUAUUUAGUUUGUAAAUGUUUCACUGAUCGAUCGAUUAUAUAUAUAUAUAUAUAUAUAUAUAUAUAUAAGAAAUGGUUAUCUAUAAGAUUUGAAUCAAUAGUAUCGUAUAGUAUACUAAACUCUUGAUGAUAUUAUGUGUUGCAGAUAGAAUUGAUAGUUCAUAUGGACUGCGGUGGAUGCGAGAACAAAAUAAAGAAAGCUCUUCAAAAUUUAAAAGGAGUGGAGGAGGUUGAGGUGGACAUGAAGUUGCAGAAAGUAAGAGUGAUGGGAUGGGCUGAGCAAGAGAAGAUUUUAAAGACAGUAAGAAAAGCAGGAAGAAGGGCUGAUAUGUGGCCGUACACACCAGAGGACCAACAUAACUUCAACGUUCAGCAAUACUAUCACCAAAAUCAUCACUCAAUAUCUGUAGUAUUUCCAGUUGUGUCCUCCAAUUACUUCUUUCAUAAUUACGAUCAACAAGCUCCAACUCCUUCUUCCACUUCCACCAUGGUUGAUGACAGUACCACCUCCAUGUUCAGUGAUGACAACCCUCAUGCUUGUUCCAUAAUGUGAUCGCCUUGUAUGAAUAUAUAUAUAGGGACCGACGACAACACUAGUGUAGCCAAUUUGUAUUUUCUACACUUCGUCAAUUAAGAAAGGAUGCAUCGGUGUUGUCAAAAAAGUAGAUGUGUUAUAGUGACUCUCUAUGUUAUACACAUAAUGUAUGAUUGGGUAGUCGGUAUAGCCAGUUUGUGUUUUCUACACAUCGGUAAUUAAAAAAUGAUGCAUCGGCGUUGUUAAAAAAGUAGAUGUGUUUUAGUCACUCUCUAUGUAUAUAUACAUAAUGUAUGAUUGUGUAUUAAUGCCUACGGUUGUGAUUAUAUA
This is a messenger RNA of Humulus lupulus (European hop), 950 nucleotides long. Its product is annotated as heavy metal-associated isoprenylated plant protein 28-like. The record is from RefSeq and is a predicted model, not a curated record. Gene Ontology annotation, molecular function: metal ion binding. The transcript has 2 exons. The coding region runs from base 249 to 638 and encodes 129 amino acids. Lineage: Eukaryota; Viridiplantae; Streptophyta; Magnoliopsida; Rosales; Cannabaceae.